GCGAUAGCUAAAAAACCGAGACAGUCGUUCGCCGUUCCCGUUGUGCUACUCAAGAGAAAAUUCCGGUCUAAGGAAAAAUCUCUGUGGAAAAGUUUAAACUAUCUAAAAAAUAUAAAUUAAUUUGUUUUUAAUCAAAUCAAUAUACAAUUAAUUUGUUAAAAAAAAUGCCAAUCAAGUCAAUCUUAGCCCGUCAAAUCUUUGACUCCCGUGGCAACCCAACAGUGGAAGUUGACCUUACCACUGAUCUUGGACUUUUCCGGGCUGCCGUUCCAUCUGGAGCAUCCACUGGUGUCCAUGAGGCCCUGGAACUCCGCGACGAAGAGAAGAACAACUACCAUGGCAAGGGUGUGAAGAAGGCUGUCGAUAACAUCAACAAAUCCCUCGCUCCAGAGGUCAUCAAGGCUGGUUUGGAGGUCACCCAACAAGAGGAGAUCGACAACUUCAUGAUCAAGUUGGACGGAACUGAGAACAAGUCGAAAUUCGGUGCCAACGCCAUUUUGGGCAUCUCCUUGGCCGUCUGCAAGGCCGGAGCAGCCAAGAAAGGAGUUCCAUUGUACAAACACAUCGCCGACUUGGCCGGAAACAAGGACAUCAUCCUGCCAGUUCCCGCAUUCAACGUCAUCAACGGUGGCUCCCACGCUGGCAACAAAUUGGCCAUGCAGGAGUUCAUGAUUCUGCCAACUGGAGCCGCCUCCUUCACCGAUGCCAUGAAGAUCGGUUCAGAGGUGUACCAUCAUCUGAAGAAGGUCAUCAAGGACAAGUUCGGUUUGGAUGCCACCGCUGUCGGUGAUGAGGGUGGUUUCGCCCCCAACAUUCAAAACAACAAGGAAGCCUUGAUCUUGAUCCAAGAUGCCAUCGCCAAGGGUGGAUACACCGGCAAGGUCGAGAUUGGUAUGGAUGUCGCCGCCUCCGAAUUCCACAAGGACGGAGUCUACGACUUGGACUUCAAGAACCCAGCCAGUGACAAGUCAUUGUGGUUGUCGCCUGACAAGCUCACCAACUUGUACCUCGAAUUCGUCAAGGAAUUCCCCAUCAUCAGCAUUGAAGAUCCAUUCGACCAGGACCAUUGGGAUGCCUGGAGCAACAUGACUGCCAACACCCCUAUCCAGAUUGUCGGCGACGACUUGACUGUGACCAACCCCAAGCGUAUUGCCACCGCCGUCGAGAAGAAGGCCUGCAACUGCUUGUUGUUGAAGGUCAACCAAAUCGGUACCGUUACCGAAUCCAUCAAGGCCCAUUUGUUGGCCAAGAGCAACGGCUGGGGCACCAUGGUGUCGCACAGGUCCGGUGAAACCGAGGACACCUUCAUCGCUGACUUGGUUGUCGGUUUGAGCACUGGCCAAAUCAAGACUGGAGCUCCAUGCCGAUCUGAACGUUUGGCCAAAUACAACCAAAUUCUCCGCAUCGAGGAGGAAUUGGGCGCUGCUGCCAAAUAUGCUGGCAAAUCUUUCCGCAAGCCACAGUAAGAAGGUGAAGGAGGAACGAUUUUCGCAAAUCGCUCGCUCAUCUCACACAAAAUCUAAUUUUAUUAUUUUAUCAUAAAUAUAAUUAUAUUUGUAUUGUAAUAUUCCAUCAAAGAUGGUGCAACAUUUAAUGUGCAACAAAAUACCUACUGAAAAGAGGAGGGCGUUCAGCAUCAGUACAUAAGUUUUGUUUUGCUUUCAAAGUUAAAAAAGUCGUUAAUUGUUGUUGCUGUUAGAUUUAAGCGUUUAAAUAAUAUCAAAAAUAAAACCAAAACCAUACAAAAACAAAACAGAAAA
Messenger RNA from Eupeodes corollae, 1760 nucleotides. RefSeq names its product enolase (gene Eno). The record is from RefSeq and is a predicted model, not a curated record. Lineage: Eukaryota; Metazoa; Arthropoda; Insecta; Diptera; Syrphidae. The transcript has 2 exons. Gene Ontology annotation, cellular component: phosphopyruvate hydratase complex. Gene Ontology annotation, molecular function: phosphopyruvate hydratase activity; magnesium ion binding. Bases 165 to 1466 code for a protein of 433 amino acids. Gene Ontology annotation, biological process: glycolytic process.